AUGCGGAAACCGGAUCAUUGUUUCUAUAAACACGUUUUGAAAGAGACCAGCACAGCGUCCUCCGAGGCAAUCUUUAUCGAUGACAAAAAGGAAAAUACCCUAGCCACACAGGAGGUUGGCAUGACGGGUCUACUGUUCGACGGUACAAAGGCAGAUGAGGUCCGAGGAAAGGCUGCAGAUAGCAUUGCAUAG
Molecule: messenger RNA, 192 nt
Organism: Penicillium hordei
Lineage: Eukaryota; Fungi; Ascomycota; Eurotiomycetes; Eurotiales; Aspergillaceae
Exons: 1
Coding region: 1-192 (63 amino acids)
Source: RefSeq, a predicted model, not a curated record